AUGCAAAUCGAACUGCACUUGACAGGUUUCGCAAUCGUUUUAAAUAUAGCCACCUCGGUUCCCAACGGACUCGUCCGUAGACUAGGAGCUGGCUUUGAGUCCAUUGUGGUGUACGCUGUACCAACAUCACACGGCGUUAGUGAUCAGAGUUAUUCUUCUACCAAUAUUGGCCAGAACUAUUACUUUGCCAGUAAUAACCCGAGCUAUUCUCCUUCCAGUGGUGACUCAAGCCAUUCCUCACCCAGCAGUGUCCCGAGUUAUUCCUCUCCCAGCAGUAUUGGCCAGAACUAUUACUCUCCCAGUGAUAGCCCAAGUUAUUCCUCACCCAGUAGUGAUGGCACGAAUUAUUCCUCUCCCAGUAGCGACCAAGGCUAUUCCUCUUCCAGCAGCGAUCCGAUUGAUAGUCCUUACAGUACAGCAACCUUUUGUCGGCACACAAGUCAUUCGACUGAACAGCGGAAUUAUCGGCACAGAGAGCAAACAUACCAGCCGGUAGUUCGUGAAACAUUCAGAAGUCGAAACAACUACUAUUCAUCACACGGGAAUGAGAAGACGGCGCAGCGAACACCCAAUUAUUCGGUUCGUGAUUCCUUCGAAUCAUCUCAUCGACAGAAUAUUUAUGCACGAGACCAUUUCCGAGUUGGCCAGGCAUGUACCCCAAUUAUACAAUUCCGUCAAAGUGCCUAG
Daphnia pulex (common water flea) is the source of this 687-nucleotide messenger RNA. Its product is annotated as stress protein DDR48-like. The record is from RefSeq and is a predicted model, not a curated record. Lineage: Eukaryota; Metazoa; Arthropoda; Branchiopoda; Diplostraca; Daphniidae. Bases 1 to 687 code for a protein of 228 amino acids. The transcript has a single exon.